Molecule: messenger RNA, 399 nt
Organism: Haliotis rufescens (red abalone)
Lineage: Eukaryota; Metazoa; Mollusca; Gastropoda; Lepetellida; Haliotidae
Exons: 5
Coding region: 14-325 (103 amino acids)
Source: RefSeq, a predicted model, not a curated record
CAGAACAGUCACGAUGUCGGUGAUCCGACUCUACGCAGUUGUGUCCCUUGCCUGUCUUCUCCUGGUCAUUGAAACAAGUGCACGACCAAGUGAACCCCGAGUGAACAACCAGAGACUAACACAGCAAGUUAGAGAGAAAAGAGAUGACGAAGUAUCUGCACUGCUAGAAAAGGCCCACCCCAAGCCAGCAGAAGAAAGGAAGUGUACGUCGAUAAACGAUCAAGUUAGAGAGAAAAGAGAUGAAGUGUUUGCACUGAUAGAAAAUGCCCACCCCAAGCCAGCAGAAGAAACAAACGCGGGAAAGUUAUCCACAUGCCUUAAUUAAAUAUUAAAUACUGCAUGGUUUGUGUGUCUCUGUCAAUAGUUGAGUACAGUAAAGUACGUUUAUAACGAACACGC